Molecule: messenger RNA, 807 nt
Organism: Fragaria vesca subsp. vesca
Lineage: Eukaryota; Viridiplantae; Streptophyta; Magnoliopsida; Rosales; Rosaceae
Product: NAC domain-containing protein 7-like
Exons: 1
Coding region: 1-807 (268 amino acids)
Source: RefSeq, a predicted model, not a curated record
AUGCAAGGAUUCGGGGUGGGUUUCCGGUUCCACCCCACCGAGCGUGAGCUCGUUGGUUACUUCCUCCGCAACCGAGCCUCCAUGGGCUCCGAAUUCCGGCCGGGCACAGUCGUUGAAUGCCGUGAUUUCUACGGCAAGACCGAGCCGUGGGUCAUCUGGGACAGCCACGGCGGUCCUGGAUUGGAUGAAGGAGAGUCUCUCUACUUCUUUACCGAGAGGCACAGGCUUCACGGCACCGGAAACCGGUUCAACCGGAAGGUCGGGUCCGGUACAUGGAGCGCUCAACGCCCAUUAAAAGUGGAGCAGAAUGGUGAGGUUAUUGGGAUGAAACGCGAGUUUCGAUAUGAACGCGGUUCCCAUCCUGAUCAAAAUAACUGUUGGCUGAUGCAGGAAUUCGAGAUGGAUGUGAAUGACUCUCUUGUGCUCUGCACCUUGAGGAAAAAGCCAUCACCAGCUGUGGUGGUGGCGGUGCAGGAGAGCAACACCACUCGAAAGAGAAAUGACCCAUGCGGUAAUGAUGACUCAAACCACUUGAAAAGGUUGAGACUUGAUCAACCUACCAGUAACAGCACCGCUGAGGUUGAGAAUUUGUCACAUUAUGAUUGUGAGGUUGUGAAUGUGUCCAAUUCUGUUUGUGUUGACUAUUUUAAACAGUGGCUUCAGAUGGUUUUGGAUGAGGAUCCCAUCAGCGAUGCCUUGUUGGAUGAGUGUCUUGGAGGUACUUCUGGUUUGCCUUCUAUUAAUGAUCCUAGUCUCUUUGAUAUUACUAAUGAUGCAAAUGCAGAUUCCUUCUCACUCAUAAACUGA